Molecule: messenger RNA, 3591 nt
Organism: Pseudoliparis swirei
Lineage: Eukaryota; Metazoa; Chordata; Actinopteri; Perciformes; Liparidae
Product: dipeptidyl aminopeptidase-like protein 6
Exons: 26
Coding region: 1-2526 (841 amino acids)
Biological process (GO): proteolysis
Molecular function (GO): serine-type peptidase activity; dipeptidyl-peptidase activity
Source: RefSeq, a predicted model, not a curated record
AUGGCUUCGCUGUAUCAGAGAUUCAACGGGAAGAUUAGCACCACCAAUUCCUUCCCGCACCCACCUGAGGCCAGUCACCUGCUCGGUGGUCAGGUGGCGGACGAGGAAGCGAAGACCCCUCCGCAACUCGUCGAUGGCAAACCUCCCGGCCAGUACCGCAAAAAAAGCUCGAGGGAGGAUGAGGAUGACCUGGUCGGCAGCGCUCCGCCGCAGAGGAACUGGAAAGGAAUAGCCAUCGCCCUGCUGGUCAUCCUCAUCAUCUGCUCCAUGAUUGUCACCUCCGUCAUCCUGCUGACCCCUCGCGAAGAUGACAGCUUCGCCCUGAAGAAGAAAGUGACGAUAGAGGAUGUUUUCGGGCCAGACCUUCACAUCCAUGACCCAGACGCCACGUGGCUCAGCGACAACGAGCUGCUGUACCGCACACGAGAGGGGGACGUCGUCAAGCUCAACUUCGACACCGAGGAGAGGACCGUUAUCGUUCUGAAACAGCUGUUUGACCGAUCCAGAGCCGCCCGGUACCAAGUGUCUCCGGACAUGCAGCAUGUGUUGUUCGCCUUCGAGGUGAAGCCGCUCUACCGGCACUCCUACGUGGCCAAGUACAUCAUCUACAGCCUCGUGACACAGGAGACGUGGCCUCUGAAGCCCCCUGAAGUGCAUGAAGGAGUCCUGCAGUUUGCCGGAUGGGGACCUCGAGGCGAGCAGCUGAUCUUCAUAUUUGAAAACAACAUCUUCUACAGGUCGACGGUGGUGAACCGAGCGAUCCGCCUGGUUUCCACGGGGAAAGAAGGCGUCGUCUUCAACGGCCUCGCCGACUGGCUGUACGAGGAGGAGGUCCUGCAGACGCACAUCGCCCACUGGUGGUCUCCAGACGGGCUGCGUCUGGCCUACAUGACCAUCAACGACACGCUGGUGCCCAGCAUGGACGUGCCCUUCUUCACAGGAACGCCGUACCCUUCCACCUUGGAGUAUCGCUAUCCUAAGGCCGGGGAAGAGAACCCCACGGUGCACCUGUCGGUGGUGAGCCUCAACGGGCCCCUGCACACCGUGGUGAUGAAGAAACCGGAUGACCCCCGCAUCGGGAGGGAAUAUUACAUCACGAUGGUGAAAUGGGCCACCAGCACGAAGCUGGCUGUCAACUGGCUGAACCGAGGCCAGAACAACUCCAUCCUGACGCUGUGCGAGGCCACGACGGGGGUCUGCAUUAAGAAACACGAGGAUGAGAGUGAGAGCUGGUUGCACAGACAGAACGAAGCGCCGCUCUUUUCCCACGACGGACACAAGUUCUUCUUCACCAGAGCGAUCCCUCAGGGGGGGCGGGGGAAGUUUUUCCACAUCUCCAUGUCCACCUCUAUGCCGAACACCAGCACAGACAUCCUGCAGUCCCUGACUUCUGGAAACUGGGACGUCACCAGGAUUUUGGCCUACAAUCAUAAAAAAAACCUCAUAUACUUCCUGAGCACGGAGGACGACCCCAAGCGACGGCACUUGUACAGCGCCGACACCAUCCCUCCCUUCAACCGCUGCUGCCUGUCCUGUGAGGUCAAGUGCGGCUAUGUGGACGUUUCAUUCAGCCACGACAUGCGCUACUUCCUCCUCGACUGUAAAGGUGAGUAUGUACCGAGUGUGGCCAUCUACAGCACCGAGGACAAACAGAAGGUGUUCGACGUGGAGACCAACGAACGAGUGAACAGCACCUACCGCGAUAUGCAGAUGCCCCGAGUGGAGUACGAGACCAUCACCAUCGGAGACUACACGCUGACCUUGCAGAUCCUGAAGCCGGCCGGGUUCGUGGAUACAGCCCAUUACCCCUUACUGCUGCUCGUGGACGGCACGCCUGGCGGGCAGAUGGUGUCGGAGCAGUUCCGGGUGGACUGGGCCACGGUGCUGGUCAGCAGCUUCAGCACCAUCGUCAUUCGCUUCGACGGCCACGGCAGCGGCUUCCAGGGAACCAACCUCCUGCACGAAGUGAGGAGGCAGCUGGGGAAACUAGAGGAGGGGGACCAGCUGGAGGCCCUCAGGUUCAUAUCCAAAGAGUCCUAUAUUGAUCAGAGUCGAAUGGGAGUUUAUGGAAAGGCCUAUGGAGGAUACUUAGCCACGAUGCUUCUCAGCUCCUUUAACCAGCUUAAAUGUGGCACAGCGGUCUCCCCCAUCACAGAUUUCGAGCUUUACGCAUCUGCAUUCUCGGAGCGAUACCUCGGCUCGAAGACGGAUGCGCGAGUGUACACGACGGCCAAUCUAGCGCACAGAGCCGGUCAGCUGCUGCAGAAGCAGUACCUGAUCAUCCACCCGACAGCCGACGAAAAGGUUCACUUCCAGCACACGGCCAAAUUCAUCAAUCAUUUAAUCAGCGAGAAGGCCAACUACUCCCUCCAGAUCUACCCAGACGAGGGCCACUUCCUGCACGGCGACGGCACGCGGCAGCACCUUAGCCAAUCCCUGGUCAACUUCUUCGAGGUGUGCUUCCGGGCGCCGGAGGUCGUGACCGAGGAGCAGCAGGAAGAGGAAGAGGACGAGGACAACAGUUAAGCGCGCGCGUGCGCCCCUGAGCGGGCCCGGCUCGUGCAGCGCAGCGCAAUAUGCAACGGAACCGUCUUACCCAAUCAACCCACACCACGUGCUGCCCGAACUAAUUAGAGCUGCAGCACAUGCACGCGCUCCAGGGGACACGCCCCCCUCCUCACCUCGUGCUGGCUGCUCGAAAGACUAAAUAAAUCGUCCACGCCCCCCUCUCUCUCUCUGCUAUUGGAAUAUAUGAACUCGCGCGCCCUCUAGCGGACACAUAGAGGAUCACCACGCCGCCCACUGAGCUAUGGCUCUCCAUUCUAAAACAAAGCACAUUAAUUGGGCACUUUCCAGCACAAAAUACCUUCUUUUAAGAUGUAACUUUCCCAAAGGCCCCUUUUUCAACCAAUGUACUGAUGGUUCUGUUCACGAGUAUGAUGACUGCUACUUCCUCAGAACCUUUCUCUGUUCAGUGUUGUGUCUUUGAGUGAAUGUGUGGCUGCAUUAGUCCCUAUAGUUGCUUUACGCAACGAGGGCACACUGUUUAACUCUCGUUGUGCUCCGACGAGCGUCCAUCCUGAAGGGCACGGGGUCACAGCCCCCUCGGGAUUUCUUCCCGAAUUAAAUUCCUGUUCUCUUAGUCGCUGUGCCUUACUGUGGGUGACAUGUUCCUGUUAUUGAACGAUGAGUGCAUAUGGAAAGGCCUUGUCUUGAACCGUGGACUCAAAACCAGAUGAUUUAAUUUUCCUCGAGUAAUAGCCAGUUACUUGAGGGGUAAAUUAAAAUCCCAAAUUAUGGCACAUUUUAAUCUCAAAACAUGGAAAUAACUGAAAAAUAGUACAAGCUUGACAUAUGGUGUCUGGACAAAAAAUAUUUAGUUUGCAAAGAGUUCUUGAUAUUUAACUUCUAAAAACGAGUGAAUGCUGAAUUUCCAUUGUUUUAUCGAUGACUGUGCGUUAAAUGGACGGAUUCCCUUCUGCUCGUGUUGUCAUGGUUUCUAGUCAGCUGAUGUACAAAGUGUAUAAAUCUUAUAAUGUUUAAGUCUUUAUGUUGUAUGUGCAACUUGUAUAUAAAACAUUUUGAAAUCUG